Chara braunii is the source of this 2105-nucleotide messenger RNA. The record is from the annotation of a GenBank genome assembly. NCBI's taxonomy places the organism in Eukaryota, Viridiplantae, Streptophyta, Charophyceae, Charales, Characeae.
UGUAAGUUAGGCAGGGAGGGGGGUUUCGACAGCAGAAGGGGGGAAAACAAUCUGUAGUGGUCUGGCUUCUGCAUGACAGUUGUCGAUUGGAGCCUGCGGGGGAUGUGAGUGCCGUGAGCUACGACUGGUGGCCUAGAGAGGCGUUCGGCAGCGUGCUGGCGGCAUUCCAUCCGCCUUCGUAAGGCUUCGUUGGGAUCGGUCGCCUUGAAGUUGUCGUCAAUUUGUGGAUCAAGCUUUUCUCCUGCUGCGUGGGCGGAGAAAGGCUUGAUCCUGUGCAGCUGUGGGACAGACGCUCUCUUCAUUUGCCUGAGAGUUUUUUGCCGCCUUCAAGUUUGCUCGCGCGUGGAGAAGUAUCAGUGAUCGGUUGCCGUUCGAAGCCGUCAAGAUGGCCCUGCUGGAGCCAGCCACGACUCCUCCGCAAAAUGGUCACUAUCACGACUCGGCAGGAAUCUGUUUCGACGGCAGCCAUCUGAGGAUCGAAGACAUCGUCGCCAUCUCUCGGCGUUCCAUGCCGGUACGGCUGUCGGAUGAUCCGAAGUUCUGCAGCCGUAUCUCUCUGGGAGCCAAUUUUCUGGAUCGCCUUCUGCGUGAGGAGAAGGCGAUCUAUGGCGUGACUACCGGUUAUGGGGACUCCUGCACCGUGAGCAUUCCUGCAGAUCUGGUCGAAGAACUGCCGCACCGGCUAUACACCUUCCAUGGCUGCGGUGCAGGUCGAAUGCUCACUGCCGCGGAGACGCGAGCGGUACUCGCCGUCCGACUUGCCUCGCUGGCAAGAGGGGUGUCCGGGGUCAGCCUAGACCUCUUGCGGCAGCUCGAAUUACUCCUGGUGCACGACAUUCUGCCGCUGAUUCCCGCCGAGGGCUCCGUCGGCGCGAGUGGCGACCUCACGCCGCUGUCCUACGUGGCAGCGGCGCUCUGCGGUGAGCGCAAGGUGCUUUUCCGCGGGGAGACCUGUGACGCGGCGCAGGCGCUGGAUGCCAUCGGCGCCCGACCUCUGCGGCUCCGCCCCAAGGAAGGUCUAGCAGUCCUGAACGGCACCUCCGUGAUGACGGCGCUGGCCUGCCUCGCAUGGCGGCGAGCCGACUACUUCAGCCGGCUUGCAACGCGGCUCACAGCGUGCACUGUGGUCGCCACCGCUGGCAAUCCGGGGCACUUCGACGAGGGCUUGCAUGCCGUUAAGCCUCAUCCUGGCCAGCAGCGAGCGGCGGCGCGCCUGCGAAGCGAUCUGCAAACGGACCGUGCACCAGCCAAAGAACGCCGCCUGCAGGAUCGCUAUUCCCUGCGCUGCGCCCCUCACGUAAUCGGCGUGCUCGAAGACGCGCUGCCUUGGCUCAGAAGCAUCAUUGAGAGCGAGCUCAACAGCGCUAAUGACAACCCCAUAAUUCUCGGCGACGAGGWGCGCGUUCUGCACGGCGGGCAUUUCUACGGCGGCCACAUCGCCUUCGCGAUGGACACACUGAAGAUCGCGGUGGCCAACGUGGCCGACCUGCUGGACCGCCAGCUGGCACUGCUGGUCGAUCCGCGUUUUAACCACGGGCUGCCCUCAAAUCUGUCGGGCACAGUCGGCCACCGCGCGGCCAUUAACCAUGGGCUGAAGGCACUGCAGAUCAGCGUGUCGGCAUGGACGGCGGAAGCGUUGAAGCUCACCAUGCCUGCUUCCGUCUUUUCGCGGUCCACGGAGUGCCACAAUCAGGACAAGGUGAGCAUGGGCACCAUCGCAGCCCGCGAUUGCCUCCGUGUUCUCGAGCUGACCGAACAGGUCACUGCGGCAAUGCUGAUUGCGGCGCGGCAGGGCGUGACCUUGCGAGGGCAGGUUGAUGGCAGCUUGUCCUUGUCGCCGGUGCUGGAUUCCUUCAUCGCCGAUCUCGGUCAACGCAUCAAGCUGGUCGUGGAAGACCGUGCCCUCGACGAGGACCUGCAGGACCUUCUUGCCGCCCUGCGGAAGGAGUCGUGGCAGCUUUAUUCAUGAUUAAUUUGACUUUAUGAGCUGCGGCGAGAUGCGGCCUGUGAACCGCCGUUCUCCGAUCGUAAGGCCCUUCCGACAAGGAGUACAGCACCAGUGCAGCCUUGCCCUGAUGCCGCCGGUUGGCCAUGUCAUGAAAUCG